Molecule: messenger RNA, 2648 nt
Organism: Chlorocebus sabaeus (green monkey)
Lineage: Eukaryota; Metazoa; Chordata; Mammalia; Primates; Cercopithecidae
Gene: GATM
Product: glycine amidinotransferase
Biological process (GO): creatine biosynthetic process
Cellular component (GO): mitochondrial intermembrane space
Molecular function (GO): glycine amidinotransferase activity
Source: RefSeq, a predicted model, not a curated record
AAUAUAUGCAUAGACCAUUGUCACUUCGUCGGAAGUCGCGUCCUGCCCAGUUCGCGAGACUCCAGCGGGCCUUCUUGCGGCGCUCGGGUCGGGGUCCAGGUCCGGGCGUGCAACAGAAACCGUCAGUGGCCCCGCUGGCUAAAAAAGGGCAAGCGUCGGAGGCUCGAGCCAGCGGCCACGGCGCCUCCCAACAGUUCCUAAUUCGGGGCGCUCUGCCGGCCCCACCACCUGUUCCCGGCAGCCAAUGGGGCCGCGGGGGGCGGCCGGGGCGGAGCGCGGCUACAAAAGGCCGCGGGCCCAGCGCACCCGCCCAUCACGCUCCGGGCGCGCUUUCGGGGAGGCUUGGACCGACGCGGCCCAGGGCCAGGAACAUUCCGUGCGUGGACCAGCCGGGCCGGGGCGAUGCUGCGGGUGCGGUGUCUGCGCGGCGGGAGCCGCGGCGCCGAAGCGGUGCACUACAUCGGGUCUCGGCUUGGACGAACCUUGACGGGAUGGGUGCAGCGAACUUUCCAGAGCACCCAGGCAGCUACGGCUUCCUCCCGGAACUCCUUUGCAGCUGACGACAAGGCCACUGAACCUCUGCCCAAGGACUGCCCUGUCUCUUCUUACAACGAAUGGGACCCCUUAGAGGAAGUGAUAGUGGGCAGAGCAGAAAACGCCUGUGUUCCGCCGUUCACCAUCGAGGUGAAGGCCAACACAUAUGAAAAGUACUGGCCAUUUUACCAGAAGCAUGGAGGGCAUUAUUUUCCCAAAGAUCAUUUGAAAAAGGCUGUUACUGAAAUUGAAGAAAUGUGCAAUAUUUUAAAAAUGGAAGGAGUGACAGUGAGGAGGCCUGACCCCAUUGACUGGUCAUUGAAGUAUAAAACUCCUGAUUUUGAGUCUACGGGUUUAUACAGUGCAAUGCCUCGAGACAUCCUGAUAGUUGUGGGCAAUGAGAUUAUCGAGGCUCCCAUGGCAUGGCGUUCACGCUUCUUUGAGUACCGAGCGUACAGGUCAAUUAUCAAAGACUACUUCCACCGUGGCGCCAAGUGGACAACAGCUCCUAAGCCCACAAUGGCUGAUGAGCUUUAUGACCGGGAUUAUCCCAUCCACUCUGUAGAAGACAGACACAAAUUGGCUGCUCAGGGAAAAUUUGUGACAACUGAGUUUGAGCCAUGCUUUGAUGCUGCUGACUUCAUUCGAGCUGGAAAAGAUAUUUUUGCACAGAGAAGCCAGGUUACAAACUACCUAGGCAUUGAAUGGAUGCGUAGGCAUCUUGCUCCAGAUUACAGAGUACAUAUCAUCUCCUUUAAAGAUCCCAAUCCCAUGCAUAUUGAUGCUACUUUCAACAUCAUUGGACCUGGUACUGUGCUUUCCAACCCUGACCGACCAUGUCACCAGAUUGAUCUUUUCAAGAAAGCAGGAUGGACUAUCAUUACUCCUCCAACACCAGUUAUCCCAGACGAUCAUCCACUCUGGAUGUCAUCCAAAUGGCUUUCCAUGAAUGUCUUAAUGCUAGAUGAAAAACGUGUUAUGGUGGAUGCCAAUGAAGUUCCAACUCAAAAGAUGUUUGAAAAGCUGGGUAUCACUACCAUUAAAGUUAACAUUCGUAAUGCCAAUUCCCUGGGAGGAGGCUUCCACUGCUGGACCUGCGAUGUCCGGCGCCGAGGCACCCUACAGUCCUACUUGGACUGAACAGGCCUGAUGGAGCUUGUGGCUGGCCUCAGAUACACCUAAGAAGCUUAGGGGCAAGGUUCAUUAUCCUGCUUUGAAAAGUGCAUGAACUGUAGUGCUUUAAACAAUCAUCUCCUUAACAGGGGUUGUAAGCCUGGUUUGCUUCUAUUACUUUUCUUUGACAUAAAGAAAAUAACUUCUGCUAGGUAUUACUCUCUACUCCUAAAGUUAUUUACUAUUUGGCUUCAAGUAUAAAAUUUUGGCGAAUGUGUACCAAGACAAAAGUUAGUCACCUGAGUAACUUGGCCACUAAUAAUUAACCAUCUACCUCUGUUUUUAAUUUUCUUUCCAAAAGGCAGCUUGAAAUGUUGGUCCUAAUCUUAAUUUUUUUUUCCUUUUCUAUAGACUUGAGAAUGUUUUUCUCUAAAUGAGAGAAAGACUUAGAAUGUACACAGAUCCUAAAUAGAAUCAGAUAAUCUCUUUUUUUAUAAAGGAGAGAAAGACUUAGAACAUACACGGAUCCUAAGUAGAACCAGGUAAUUGCCUCUUUUUCUAAUAAGGAAUUUGGGUAAUUUUUAAUUUUUUGUUUUUUAAAAAGUAACCUAGACUAUGCAAAACAUCAAAGUGAAUUUUCCAUGAAUGUUUUUAAUAUUCUCAUCUCAACAUUGUGAUAUAUGCUACUAAAAACCUUUUCAUAUACAUCUUACCUCAUUUCAAGUGAUUUUAAUCUUUUCCUUUCUUUCCAAAAAUUUACAGGAAUGUUGAGUGUAAUUGGAUUUCGCAUCCUUAAGUUUUGAUAUUCAAUAUCUGAUAGAUAUACUGCAUCUUUGGUAAUCUAAGAUUUGUUUACAAAUGUGCAAAUUAUUUAGAGCAUAGACUUUAUAAGCAUUAAAAAAAACUAAUGGAGGUAAAACCUAUAUGCGUUGUGAAAUAAUUUUAGUGUUGAUACUGUAUGUGUAUUUUUAUUCUAAUAAACUUUUGUGUUCCAGACUGAA